AUGCCAGACAUUGCUUCUCUAGGAACCAGAGCCUCUGUUGCUGAGGAUUCCUCAUCUUACCUAAAUAGCACCCUACAGCCCGGAUCCGACACCAUCGGCCGUGAUGCAAUCCCUUGUCAUCCUUUGGGAGUGAAGCCCAGUGGCAAUGCCCUUCUUGCCUCAUGGAAUCUGCGUUCUGCUAUUGGGAAUUUCCAGCUACUCCCAGACGAGGUGAUCUUGACCUUGCUGGAAUUUCUCGAUGGCCCCGCGUUGUUGCGCAUAGGACGUACCUGUAAAGCCUUCUACGCAUUCACUAGAGCGGAAGAGUUAUGGAAAGCUCUUUUCAUUCAAUCUCCUCCGUCCAACUUCUCCUGGAAGGGAACAUGGCGAUCAACCUAUCUCAACCUCCCAGAAUCCAAGGUCACUAACCUGGACUGCUCCCAUCUCUUCUCAGACACCCUACAUCGCCCAUUUUACUGCGCGCACACCUCUUUGAAGCCAUAUGUGGCCAAUAUCCCGACCAGGAAUAAACUGGCCCGUCUUCCAAAUCUCUCCCCAGAGGAAUUCCAGGAGAAAUGGACUGAUACUCCAUUCAUCCUGACAGAACCCGUGAAGGAAUGGCCCGCAUACAAGAACUGGUCUGUAGACUCUCUACUUUCCAAGCAUGGCGAGGCUGUCUUCCGCGCGGAAGCAGUAGACUGGAAAUUCAAGACAUACGUGGAUUACAUGCGGAAUAACUCCGACGAGAGACCCCUCUACCUUUUUGACCGGGAUUUCGUAUCCAAGAUGGACAUCAAGGUCGGCCCCUUGGAUCAGGAACCCGAGGCCGCGUACUGGCCGCCCGCUUGCUUUGGCGAAGACCUGUUCUCGGUUCUGGGACCCGACCGCCCGGAUAGACGAUGGUUGAUCAUCGGCCCUGAAAGAUCAGGAAGCUCCUUUCAUAAAGACCCCAACGCAACCAGUGCAUGGAAUGCGGUCCUCCGUGGAUCCAAAUACUGGAUCAUGUUCCCUUCCUCGUCGAAACUUCCUCCCCCACCCGGUGUCUUUGUCUCUGCCGACCAGAGCGAGGUUACCUCCCCUCUGAGUAUCGCGGAAUGGCUCCUUUGCUUCCAUGCCGAGGCGCGACGCACACCGGGGUGUCUGGAGGGCGUCUGUGGUGAGGGUGAGAUCCUUCAUGUCCCGUCGGGCUGGUGGCAUCUCGUCGUCAACCUGGAACCGUGCAUUGCCGUCACACAGAACUUCGUGCCACGGGGUCAUCUGACCUCGGCACUUGACUUUUUGUCUAAUAAAGCGGAUCAAGUCUCCGGGUUUAGGAAGAAUGUCAUUGACCCCUAUGCACGAUUUGUGAGCAAUUUGAGAGGAUCGCAUCCAGACUUGCUGGAUGAGGCACUGCGAAAAUUGGAGAGUAGAGCGGAUGGUAAAAAGAGGAAAUGGGACGAACUGGUUCAUGGUCCGGUGGUCCAGGAAGGGACCGAUGAUGGGUCUAAGGGAGGAGGGUUCAGUUUUGGAUUUGGAGAUGAUAGCGAUGUGGAAGUUCCAUGA
Monascus purpureus is the source of this 1521-nucleotide messenger RNA. Lineage: Eukaryota; Fungi; Ascomycota; Eurotiomycetes; Eurotiales; Aspergillaceae. The record is from the annotation of a GenBank genome assembly.